AUGUCGCCCAAUGGAACCAACGGAGAGACUGAACCGAAGCACGGCAAGCUCUCAUUUCCUGAUGAGUACAUGCCCGGUCUGCCCGCCAAGCAUAUGAACACCCCAGUUGAAGUGACUCCUUCAUCCGAGGAGAAGGCUGCCGGGCGCUUCAACGAUGCCAAUAUCAAACUAUUCCUUUCUGGGAUGCAUCGAGACGGCGUCGUGGUAAUCAAGGAUGUGAUUGAUCCAGACCACCUCGAUGUCAUCAACGACUUCAUGGUCGAGGACACCAAGAAUGAGCUCGGCAAGGAGAACCUCUACAAGAACUUCGGAGCCGAGAACAUCCAGCAAGGCCCUCCGCUGGCCCCCUCGAAAUAUUUCUUUGACGAUGUCUAUCUCAACAAACUCCUCUUUCACGCAGUCACCCUCUAUCUGGGACCUAAUGCAACGUGGAAUAUGAUCAGUGGCAAUAACGCUCUUCCACACGGUGUGAAGAGACAGCCUGUUCAUUCUGAUGCCAUGUGCAACCAUCCACCGGCACCCUUCUACGUGGUUGCAAAUGUCUACACAUGUGACGCAAGCGCAGAAAAUGGAUCGACAGAAAUCUGGCUGGGGACUCACCACUUCAAUACUGAGGCUCAAACUCCACCGGGUCCAAAAGGCGAGACACAUAUCACUGAUGAAUAUGUGGAAGAGAGGAAGCGGACUCUCCCCGGUAUCAAUCCCACGGUCAAGAAGGGCUCCAUCUUGUUCCGAGACAUGAGAUUAUGGCACGCUGGUGUAUGCAACACGUCUGACAAUAUGCGAUAUAUGAUCGCGCUAGGCUUCUCUGCGAGCUGGUGGCACGGCACCGCCAAGUUCCGGGUGCCGUCCGGUACAGGCGUGUUCGAACGCAUCAUUCAUGGGACCAAGGGUCAAGGAAUCACCCCUUUGAUGGUCGAGCUGCGCCCAGAAGAGUACGAGAGACUGAGGGAUGCGCAUGACUUCAGCGACGUUGAGAAGAUGACCUACGAAGGAGAGAUAUUCUGA
This is a messenger RNA of Cladophialophora carrionii CBS 160.54, 1008 nucleotides long. RefSeq lists its product as uncharacterized. Lineage: Eukaryota; Fungi; Ascomycota; Eurotiomycetes; Chaetothyriales; Herpotrichiellaceae. The record is from RefSeq and is a predicted model, not a curated record. The transcript has a single exon. Bases 1 to 1008 code for a protein of 335 amino acids.